This is a messenger RNA of Phaethon lepturus (White-tailed tropicbird), 2528 nucleotides long. It is a transcript of the gene CEP97, whose product is annotated as centrosomal protein 97kDa. The transcript has 10 exons. NCBI's taxonomy places the organism in Eukaryota, Metazoa, Chordata, Aves, Phaethontiformes, Phaethontidae. The annotation marks the transcript as partial. The record is from RefSeq and is a predicted model, not a curated record. Gene Ontology annotation, molecular function: protein binding.
ACUUGGUAGUCAACUGGUCAGGUCAAGGAUUGCAAAAACUGGGUCCAACCUUACCCUGUGAUGCUGAUACUCACACUCUGAUUCUGGACAAAAACCAGAUAAUUAAACUGGAACACUUGGAGAAAUGCAGGAAUCUGAUGCAGCUCUCUGUAGCCAGCAAUCGUUUGGUGCGAAUGAUGGGUGUAGCAAAACUGACUAAGCUCCGAGUGUUAAACUUGCCUCAUAAUAGUAUUGGGUAUGUGGAAGGGCUGAAGGAUUUGGUGCACCUGGAAUGGCUGAACUUGGCAGGAAAUAACCUUAAGGCCAUUGAACAAAUCAAUUCCUGUCUCUCUCUUCAGCAUCUUGAUUUGUCAGACAAUAACAUAGCUCAAUUAGGUGAUCUCUCCAAACUUACAUCGCUGAAGACUCUGUUGCUGCAUGGAAAUAUUAUAACUUCACUUCGCACUGCCCCUGUUUGCCUACCUCAGAAUCUGACUGUUUUUUCUUUGGCAGAAAAUGAAAUCAGAGACUUAAAUGAGGUUUCUUUCCUGGCCUCUCUUCGUCAAUUGGAACAGUUGUCAAUUAUGAACAAUCCCUGUGUGAUGGCCACACCUUCUAUCCCUGGCUUUGACUACAGGCCGUAUAUAGUCAGCUGGUGUCUGAACCUUAAAGUUCUUGACGGAUACGUGAUUUCUCAGAAGGAAAGUUUGAAAGCAGAAUGGCUCUACAGUCAAGGUAAAGGAAGAUCAUACCGACCUGGGCAGCACGUUCAGCUAGUCCAGUACUUGGCUACUGUUUGUCCUCUUAUAUCUAUGUACGGUCUCCAGACUGAAGAGGAUGCCAAACUGGAAAAAAUACUGAGCAAGCAAAGGCUUCACCAGAGGCAGCUGAUGCAUCAAAACCAGAAUGAAGGACCACCUACAUCUUCUACUCCCAACAAAACACUGCCAGUUACUUACGAACACAGCAGUCCAGCCCAGCCACCACAGAUAGUUCUUGAAAGUGAACCUAUCAUCCAGAAGAAUUCUUGGGUUGGACCAAGUGCAAACGAUGAUCAUUCAUAUGCAGUGAAGAACACUUUUCUUGAAAGAAGUUUUCAGAAGGAGCUAUACCUUGAAGAUAUACAGACAGAUGAAGACAAACUAAACAGCAGCCUUUUAUCCUCAGAGUCUACUUUCAUGCCAGUUGCUUCGGGAUUGUCUCCAGUGUCUCCUACUUCAGACCUGAAGCUGCAUGGAAUCAGUUUGGGCCUAGAAGAUGAUGAUACAGUGAUCGAAUGUGUGAGAGAUGCUAGUAGCAGAGAAACAGCUAACAAGCAAGAAGUUUCAUGUGUUACAAGAGAGCACUCCAACAGUGCGGUGGGAAGUGUGGAAACUCAAGAGAAUAUCAAAGAGAGUGUGGUGUUGCCUUCUCCUGGUCCGGUAACAGCUAACCUGACUGCUAAUACUAGCAACGGUUCAGCAUCUUCUGAAGACAAAGUUCUGCAUAGUCACCCCAGCACCUCAGUAGGUGCUGAAUCGGGAGUUACAACUUUCUGUCCUGACCAGAUGGCAGGAGAAAGUUCUGAUUCAUUAGCUGUUGUCGAUCAAGGCACUGAUGAACUGCAAAGAAUGACAAAAGCAGCUACGAGGCUUCAAGCCUGUUGGAGAGGAUUUUACACAAGGAACUACCAUCCCCGAGCCAAGGAAGUGCGGUAUGAAAUUCGACUAAGCAGAAUGCAGGAGCAUAUCAUUUGCUUAACAGCUGAAAUAGAAAAACUAAGGAAAGAAAGAGAGGAAGAUAAGAUUCAGAGGCUUGUACAGGAGGAAGCUGUCAGAUUUCUUUGGAACCAGGUUAAAUCCCUUCAACAAUGGCAGCUUUCAGUGACACAAAAUUUAGGUGCCACUUGGCAACCUGGGAUACCUUCAGCCAGUACCUUCUGUCCAUCCGAACCACCUAUUCAAUCAUCCCCAUUUGAGCAAGAAACCCCACCAGAUGUUAGUUCUGCUUGGUUAGUUCCAGCUAGUGAUGUUCUUCAGGAAAAGUCUUUGUUGCAGUUUCCAGAUUCUGGUUUUCAUUCUUGCAUGUCUGAUCAGACUCACGCUGGUGACUUGUGUAGCUCUGAAAAGAGUUUAAUGGAAGGAACUGAGAGCUCUCUUUCAGUGGAAACUGUCAAGCAAUGUGGCAAUUAUUUUUCAGCAUAUUCCUCAGAUGUAGAGGACGGCCAUGGAGAAUGUGAGCAAAGUACAGAGAGCUCUGGUAAUGAGCAGGACAACAGACUAAUACAACAGUAUUUGAAAUCUGUUCAGCAACUGGAAGAGGCUGAUGAAGGGACCAGUUGCAAUGAGGAAACAGAGGGUAGCUGGCCACAAAUCCCUGUUUCAGCAGAAAACCAAGAUUCUUCGUUUGACACGAUCUCUCUAGAUCUCCCUCAAGAGACAUCUUCCCCUGCCCGAGGUGAAAUCAGUCAGACACCAGAAAGCUGCAAACUGAAUUCAGGAAUAGUAGAAGGGAAGCAAACAGACUGUGAUUCUUCAUUUCAGAUACUGCAUGUUGGGAUAGCUGUAUAG